GUGUUCAAUUAUCUCGUCGGAAGGAUUAAAAUCGGCGCACUGACUUCCGUUCUCCGACGCGACCAAACUCUCGCGAGAACCUUGCUGCUUCCUCUUCGCUCGGAACCUACUUCCAAGAUGUCUCUGGUCAUUCCUGAGAAGUUCCAGCACAUUCUUCGUGUUCUCAACACGAACAUCGAUGGCAGGAGGAAGAUCGCCUUCGCCAUCACCGCCAUCAAGGGGGUCGGCAGACGCUACGCUCACGUCGUCCUGAGGAAGGCCGACAUCGACCUCAACAAGCGGGCCGGAGAGCUGAGCGACGAUGAGGUCGAGCGCGUGGUGACCAUCAUGCAGAACCCUCGCCAGUACAAAAUCCCCGACUGGUUCCUCAACAGGCAGAAGGACGUCAAGGACGGCAAAUACAGUCAGGUCCUCGCUAACGGGCUGGACAACAAGCUGAGAGAAGAUCUGGAGCGGCUGAAGAAGAUCAGGGCUCACCGGGGGCUCAGGCACUUCUGGGGUCUGCGUGUGCGCGGUCAACACACCAAGACCACCGGCCGCCGCGGGCGCACUGUGGGCGUGUCCAAGAAGAAGUAAACUCCCUGCUUCCCUUUUUGUUUCAAUAAAAAGUUCAAAAUCC
Messenger RNA from Cyclopterus lumpus (lumpfish), 619 nucleotides. RefSeq names its product ribosomal protein S18 (gene rps18). Bases 118 to 576 code for a protein of 152 amino acids. The transcript has 6 exons. NCBI's taxonomy places the organism in Eukaryota, Metazoa, Chordata, Actinopteri, Perciformes, Cyclopteridae. Gene Ontology annotation, cellular component: small ribosomal subunit; ribosome; cytosol. Gene Ontology annotation, molecular function: structural constituent of ribosome; RNA binding. The record is from RefSeq and is a predicted model, not a curated record. Gene Ontology annotation, biological process: translation.